Molecule: messenger RNA, 300 nt
Organism: Letharia columbiana
Lineage: Eukaryota; Fungi; Ascomycota; Lecanoromycetes; Lecanorales; Parmeliaceae
Exons: 1
Coding region: 1-300 (99 amino acids)
Source: RefSeq, a predicted model, not a curated record
AUGGGGCGAGUCUUCUCGUGCUCGAAGGCCGUCUUGAUUGACUUGAUCGAAAAGAAGAUGCUAUGCUACACCCAAAAUCCCUAUCCUCCUGUCUACGAACAGGAACGUUUGGAUGGACAAUCACCCACAACGUUUCCUUCCCCUGGCGGCGCAUUCGGCGGGCUCACAUUUCCACUACACACUACCAUCGGAGCUGGCCCGUUGAUCGAGCCAAAACCGCAGGUACAAUCACCGGUCUGGGGUCCUGCGCCCGAGCGAAAAGCUCGCAGACUGCCGCUGUUGAAGGGGCCGAGACCGUGA